AUGGCUCGCAUUUCUGCUCUUCUCCUCUCGCUCCUUACAGGCCAGGCGUGUGCUCAUACCUUCAUUUGGGGUGUUUUCGUCAACGGCGUAGAUCAGGGUACAUUCAAGGGCGUCCGAAUUCCUGCGUACAAUGGCCAGAAUGGCAAGGGCGGCUACAACAAUUCGCCUGUCAAGGAUCUCGACUCCAUUGACAUGCGAUGCAACGUCAUGGGUGAUAUUCAAGCCCACGACACUAUCAAAGUUCAGCCUGGAGAUAACCUUACGUUCGACUGGCACCACGAGAUACGCAACGACACCGACGAUGUGAUCGCCAACUCACAUCACGGCCCUUCACUAAUUUAUAUCUCGCCUGAUCCACCUACAGAGAACUCAUUCGUCAAGCUUUGGCACUCCGGAAAAUACGAAAGCAAUCCCUUUCCACAAGCUGGCAAGUGGAGUACUACAAGCGACAUUGCGAAGCACUUUGGUCAUAUGAAUGUCCGGGUGCCUGAAGGUCUGAAGGCCGGCCAUUAUAUCAUCCGCGCUGAGAUGGUCGGAUUACAUGAGGGUGACGUGAGCUACGUGCAAAACCCAAAGAGAGGCGCACAGUUCUAUCCCGACUGCGUUCAGAUACUGGUCGAAGGCGAUGGCGAGGUUGAGUUACCCGAGGGUGUAAGCUUUCCAGGAGCGUACUCUUACGAGGAUCCUGGUGUCGUACACAACGUGAGGCCCCGUCUAUCCAAGCUCUGA
This is a messenger RNA of Alternaria postmessia, 729 nucleotides long. RefSeq lists its product as uncharacterized. Lineage: Eukaryota; Fungi; Ascomycota; Dothideomycetes; Pleosporales; Pleosporaceae. The transcript has 2 exons. The record is from RefSeq and is a predicted model, not a curated record. Bases 1 to 729 code for a protein of 242 amino acids.